Magnolia sinica is the source of this 1965-nucleotide messenger RNA. RefSeq names its product geraniol 8-hydroxylase-like. Gene Ontology annotation, molecular function: oxidoreductase activity, acting on paired donors, with incorporation or reduction of molecular oxygen; heme binding; iron ion binding. The transcript has 3 exons. NCBI's taxonomy places the organism in Eukaryota, Viridiplantae, Streptophyta, Magnoliopsida, Magnoliales, Magnoliaceae. The record is from RefSeq and is a predicted model, not a curated record. Bases 201 to 1697 code for a protein of 498 amino acids.
GUUUGCUGUCCACCUAAUUCUUGUACAUGGAAUCCUCACCGUACCACACCCUUCUGAUGAACGGCUGGGAUCUAACGCUAUAGCGAAAACCAGAAAGUGGUUUCUGUUGACUACUACAGUAUUACCUAGCAGCUUCCGGUUCCAAUAUAUAUCCAUACUCUUGUAGCCGUAGAGAGAGAGAGAGAGAGAGAGAGAGAGAAAUGGAGUACUCUUCUUUCUUUCUAUGGAUUUCAGUUACGUGUUCAUGCAUCUAUGUCCUCCUCCUCCUUGCAAAGAAACGAUCUGACCAAGGGCGCCUCCCACCAGGUCCUUUCCCACUUCCCAUCGUCGGAAGCCUUUUCAAACUCGGUAACAAGCCCAACGAGUCACUUGCCCAGCUCUCCACCACAUAUGGCCCACUGAUGACCCUAAAGCUGGGCUAUGUAACAACGAUUGUUGUUUCAUCUGCCAAGAUUGCCAAAGAAAUCCUCCAGAAGAAUGACAAGGUUCUCUCCGGUCGAACCGUUGUGGAUGCCAUCCGAGCGCUACGUCACCAUGAAGCAUCGAUGGCAUGGCUACCACCAAACACACGCUGGCGGAGGCUGCGGGUUUUGUGCAACACACAUAUAUUCACCACCCAGAGGCUUGAUUCAAGCCAAGACCUCCGGCAGAAGAAGGUGCAAGAGCUAAUAAAUUACAUAGGCGAGAACUGUCGAACGGGGCGGGCAGUGGAUAUUGGCAAAGCUGCUUUUGUCACCGCCCUUAAUCUGAUAUCGAACACCGUCUUCUCCAUCGAUUUGGUCGACCUCAAUUCCAAAUCCACGCAAGAAUUCAAGGAUCUUGUAUCGGAAAUUAUGGUAGAUGUAGGGAGGCCGAAUCUGGGGGACUACUUCCCUUUGAUCAGGCCGAUCGAUCUAGAAGGCAUAAGGCGUCGCGUGACCGCGAAAUUCCAGAAGCUGCAUACAAUUUUUGAUCAAUUGAUCGAUCAACGUCUACGGUCACGAUCGUUGCCGGACACUCCCAGAAGGGACGAUUUCCUCGACCUGCUUCUUGAUCAAAGUGAAGUAAGCGGCUCGGAGCUCGAUCGUCAUGACAUAAAAACGCUAUUCGUGGACAUUUUUGUUGCAGGGAGUGAUACAAGCUCGAGCACACUAGAAUGGGCCAUGUCAGAGUUACUACAUAACCCACAAGCCAUGGCAACCGCACGAUCGGAGAUCGCUGAAACCAUCGGCACAGAAAAACAAGUGGAAGAAUCGGACAUCGCUGGACUGCCAUACUUACAAGCCAUCGUAAAGGAGACCCUACGCCUGCACCCACCGGUUCCACUCCUACUACCACGCAGAGCUGAAUCCAGCACCGAAAUCUGUGGAUUCACCAUACCUAAGCACGCUCAAGUGCUUGUCAAUGCAUGGGCCAUCGGCAGGGAUAUGAAUACUUGGGUGGACCCCACUUCCUUCAUCCCUGGUAGGUUCUUAGGUUCUGAGGUUGAUUUCAAAGGCCGAGAUUUCGAGCUCAUACCAUUCGGGGCUGGCCGUCGGAUCUGUCCUGGAUUGCCGCUUGCCAAUCGGAUGGUGCACUUGAUGCUGGCUUCACUUCUACAUUCGUUUGCAUGGAAGCUUCCUGAUGGGAUGACCCCACAGGAGAUGGACAUGAGUGAUAAGUUCGGCAUCACCUUACAAAAGACGGUUCCACUUUGUGUUGUCCCCGUGCAGGGUUGACGGGAUAUCUCUUUCUACGGCUACAUUACUGUGUUUCUCGUAUGAUAUUGGUGACUUAUCCGCUGUAUAUAUAUAUGUGGUAUAAAUUUGUAUUAAUCUAGACCGUCUAAAUGGUAGGAGCUAUAAUUGAUUGGGCAUAUAUCGUGGAGGUUACCCUGAUCAAGCGGUCCUAAACAUUCAAGUGCUGUGGACACCCAAUGAAUGAUAUAAAGGAAAAUGUCCAGAGGUUCGAAAUUAAAGCUGAUAUCAGAUGCUUAAGAAUGCCUUA